AAAGGCCUUAUUGCUUAAACAUCACUGUCAUGUGAAGACUCAGUUAGGAACAGGUGCAAUAAUUAUGUUACAGUGGACUACCUUAAGGUUUCUCUGUGCUUUGACUUCACCAGAGAGCUCCAGCUCAGACAAGUUUUCAUUGCUUCAAAGGUGCUGGGUCUGUGCAUAGCCACAGCAAACCAACCCCAAACACAAAACAUCUGAUCUCUGCGUCAGAGCCUCUCCAUCCUCAUGGGCUUUUUCCAUUUCUCUCUCAGCCUCAGGGAGCCUGAUCUUCUUGGGCUCACGUUGUUCUUGUUGGCAUCCUCAAGAUUCUUGGAGCCACUGUCAUGUCAUCACUUUUUUCAUAUACGCGACAUGUGGAUGAUGGUGAAGAGGAGAUGUUAAUGGCAGAAGAUCACGGGCCUGAUUUGAUUCAUCCUCAUGAUUUUAGGAGGCAAUGUAGCAGAAGUGAUUUAGCAUACAGUCACUGCAAGGAGGAUGAGAGAGAGCAGCUGGUAGCCCAUGAGAGUUUGGAUUAUUUGCCUUCACACAGUGGAGUUUAUAAGAAGUGGCUACAAGAGAAAGCAUACAGAAAAGAGUGGGAUCGAUGGCUGCUGAUGGGGCUAAUAGGAACAGCAGUUGGGAUGCUGGGGUUUUUGACUCAUCAGAUAAUUGACUCUCUCAUCACAUUGAAAUGGGACCUGGUGGAAAAUUACCUGAAGGAUGGCAACUUCCACCUGACGUGGGUGUGCAUGCUUGGCACCGGGCUGGCCAUGAUCCUUGUGUCCUCGAGCUCAGUGCUGUUCUUUUGUCCAGCAGGUUCACCGUCUGGCUUGCCAGAAAUCAUUGGGUAUUUGAACGGCACUUCUAUUCAGCAUCUUUUUAAUAUCAAGACCUUCCUAGGGACGUUUGUCUCAUGCGUGCUAGCUGUAGCAGCCGGGCUCUUCUGUGGGCCAGAAGGUCCCAUGGUCCAUUUGGGUGCUAUCCUGGGUUGUGGCCUGAGCCAGCUGCAGUCGGACACCCUUGGCAUCCACCUCCCGUUCUUCACCAGGUUCCGGAAUUCAGCUGACAAGCGCAGUUUCAUUACGGCUGGUGCGGGAGCAGGGAUAGCUUCAGUACUUCGUGCCCCCAUUGGUGGGCUGUUGUUCACCCUAGAGGAGGUGUCUUCCUUCUGGAACAUCAGGUUGGCCUGGCAAACCUUCUUUUGCUGCCUGAUGGCUACCUUCACCACGGAUUUGCUGUCCUCUUCUCUUUAUGGGUUUGUUUACAGAGGCCAUUUUGGAUUUUUUGAAGCAGAGAAAAGAAUUCUGUUUUGGGUUAAGAACUUGCUGGACAUGCACGUCUUGGCCUUCAUUCCAACCAUCCUGCUUGGAAUGCUUGGAGGUCUUCUGGGAGCUCUCUUUGUUUCCCUAAAUAUAAAAAUUAAUAAGUUACGUAUGCAGUUCUUUAAUUCAAUUCCAAAAUCAUCAGUUAGAAAAACAAGCAAGCUGUUGGAAACUGUGCUCAUCCUUGUAUGUACAACGACUGUUACUGUAUAUUUACCGUAUUUCUUUCCCUGCACUCCAGUCAUGAAUGUGAGAGACAACCAGCUGAGAAACAACUCAGAAAUCAGAAAUCUGUUCAAGAGGGAAAUUUCAGAAUAUGGUUGUUCACCAAGCACAUCAUGGAUUGGUCCAGAUGGAGUCAGAUAUUCUAAUCGAACGUUCAAUCAAGCUGCUGCGCUUCUAGUUGAAAAUGGGAAGCAAGGGAUCACAUAUCUUUUUAAACGUGGGACUCAUGAGGAAUUUGGAUACACAUCCCUCUGCACUGCUUUGGCAUUUUAUUUCAUCCUCAGCUGCUGGACUGCAGGUUCUGCUGUUGCCAGUGGCCUGGUUAUUCCUAUGCUGUACACAGGAGCUUUGUAUGGCAGAAUAAUUGGUUUGAUUCUUGUUUCCAUUUUUGGUGUUCAAACUAAUGAAUACAGAGCAUGGAUUGAUCCAGGUCUGUUUGCUGCCAUUGGAGCUGCCUCCUUUUUCAGUGGAGUGUCAAGACUAACUAUCUCACUCACCGUUAUAAUGGUAGAGAUCACGAAUGAUGUCCAGUCCUUGCUGCUGAUAAUGCUGGCUGUCAUGGUGGCCAAGAUGGUUGGUGACUUUUUUAACGCGUCCCUGUACAGCUCCCUCCUGAGGCUGAAAUGCAUUCCCUACUUGGAUGUGGAACCUAUUGUUCAUCACAGGAGAAAAUGGUUGAACCUGGAAUUGUUCUCUGCCAGGGAUGUCAUGGAGCCUCACGUCAGAGUCCUUCACCUAAAGGAAAACAUUGCUUCCUUGGCCCAGCUUCUUGCAAACACAAACCAUGGUGGAUUCCCAGUGGUUUGCAGGCCCAAGCCAGACCAUGCAGAGGUAUUUCAGGGAACUAUUAAAAGGCUAGAGCUGUGCAUGCUGCUGGAAAAUGAGCACAUCUUCGAACCAGAGACAAACUAUGAGUCUUUUUCCUCCUCUCAUUCUCUGUCCUAUGAGAAGAUAACAGUGGAGAAGCUGCCCAAUCUGUCGCGCCUAGCCAUGCUGCUGAAUCGCUACACUACAGAUCCCCGGUAUCAGCAACUCUUCAUCAAUCUGGAGCCAUACAUAAACAAAUCGGCAAUGUCAGUCCAAGCUCAUUUCUCCCUGCAACGCACCUAUAUCAUCUUUCGCACCCUGGGGCUGCGCCACCUCACCGUUGUUGACCCGCAGAACCGAGUGGUUGGGGUGAUCACCAGGAAGGACCUGAUGCCUUUCCCCUUGGAGGAGAGGCUCAGGCUCCAGCUGGCACCACAGAGCCCUGACACGGGGGAGUAGCCCCUGAAUUUAAGGCCGUGGAUGCAUUCUCAGGCUUUGUCACUUCUUUUUGAGCCCAUCUUCUUCUUCGUGAAAAAAAAAAUCUGAGCUUUUCCACUUGA
Molecule: messenger RNA, 2899 nt
Organism: Cygnus olor (mute swan)
Lineage: Eukaryota; Metazoa; Chordata; Aves; Anseriformes; Anatidae
Product: chloride channel protein C-like
Exons: 16
Coding region: 330-2798 (822 amino acids)
Biological process (GO): transmembrane transport; chloride transport
Cellular component (GO): membrane; intracellular membrane-bounded organelle
Molecular function (GO): voltage-gated chloride channel activity
Source: RefSeq, a predicted model, not a curated record